Candida dubliniensis CD36 is the source of this 684-nucleotide messenger RNA. RefSeq lists its product as uncharacterized. The record is from RefSeq and is a predicted model, not a curated record. Bases 1 to 684 code for a protein of 227 amino acids. NCBI's taxonomy places the organism in Eukaryota, Fungi, Ascomycota, Pichiomycetes, Serinales, Debaryomycetaceae. The transcript has a single exon.
AUGUACGGAAGAUCAAGAGGUUAUGGUGGAUACCGGAGUGGAUACGGGUAUGGCUCAUCCUUGUCGUAUGGGAUAGGCCAGUCAAGUAGUGGUGGAUACAGCAAACAGACCUACCCAAAACCACAGCAGCAGCAGCAGCAACAACAGCAAGGGAUUCCAACAUACAAACAAAAAUAUUCUCAAACUCCACGCUCAAACCAAUAUGGACAAUCAGAUAGAGGAAAGAGUCAGAAUUACAAGCCAACCACAUCAUCUAAUCAAUAUAAGAAAAAGACUGUCAACAAAACUGUCAACAUCAACCAACAACCGAGAAGAAAUAGAUGGGGCUUGGGUGGGUUUAGAAAUAUGUGGCAUAUUCCAAUGAUAUUUAUGUGUUGGCGUGGAUUUUCAAGAAACCGUCAUCAACCACCGCCACCACAACCACCACAACCAGCUCAGCAGAACCAACCUGUCAAUGUCAUCAAUGUUAAUUAUCCUCCUGCUCCUGAGAAUACCAGUACUCCUGCACAACAUCCUCAACUGGUCACUAACAUUCCAGAAGAGAGUUUACCAAAGUCUUCACAAAAUACCAACCCAAAACACGAUGAGAAUCAUUCAAUUUCAUCAUAUCAUAGUGCCGAGGAAGAGAAGAAUGUCGACGGGUAUGACAAUAAUGUGGUUCCGCCAUUGCACACACAGAGCUAA